Austrofundulus limnaeus is the source of this 5085-nucleotide messenger RNA. It is a transcript of the gene usp53a, whose product is annotated as ubiquitin specific peptidase 53a. Gene Ontology annotation, cellular component: cell-cell junction. NCBI's taxonomy places the organism in Eukaryota, Metazoa, Chordata, Actinopteri, Cyprinodontiformes, Rivulidae. The record is from RefSeq and is a predicted model, not a curated record. Gene Ontology annotation, biological process: sensory perception of sound; response to auditory stimulus; protein deubiquitination. Gene Ontology annotation, molecular function: cysteine-type deubiquitinase activity.
UGUGUGUUUGUGUAGCAGCAGCAGCAUGGCAGACUGCAGUGCACACAGUGUGGAAGAGGCGGGGUUUGACAUCUCCGCUCUGAAAACAUCUCUCCAGUAUUUCAGGUGCCGAAGUCGACCGAGAGAGAACCCAGUCUUCUUCACUUCAGCGGAGCCGCAGGCGACACGGAACCGCUUCAAAUCAAACUCUGGGCUUUUUAUUUUAACACACAAACACACACACGUCUUCUCUCUGUCUCUGUGUGUCCGAACUGGGAAUAAAACACGGCUUCGCAAAMGAAGUUAAAAACAAGAAGAGAGAGUGAAGUUCCAGCGGAGUACUUUUCCAACAAAACGCGUUUUCUUCUUCUACGGUUUUAAAAUAACCUCAACUCCCGACUUCACGUUAAAGGAUAUAAACCUUCUUUUUUGGAUUGUUACUCUCUUAAAGCCCGGCCGUGUUUGUGGUCUUACCUGGAUAAAGUUGCAUCGUGGGUGAACUUCUGCGAGGAACGAGUUUCUGCAGCUGAAUGUCAGCAAGAGCAUUGGCACCAUGUUGACCUUACUGACGGCAGUCUACAACCCCCUCCGAAAGCAGCUGUGAAGCUUUCACCAGCGAUUUUACAAGAUGACAGAGACAUUCUUCUGCAUACUGAAAGUGCAAUUUCAUAAAAGAAAAAGACAACUUCAAAUCCAAGGAUUGCCUAAACAAAAGCCUGAACUCUGAUUUUUAUUUUUGAAGUACGUUUAUUUUAACCUUUUUUUAAAAUUAUUAAUAUUCAAAAGAUUUUUUACCCAAUAGAGGAAGUAAAAAGAGCUUCUCGAUAAGCUGCAGACUCGGACUAGAAGCCUAUGUGUUGCAGGGCGGCUGCUGCAGCUUGUGGAAUAACUUAGCCUCAGACUUUUGGGGGCCGAGGGAUUUGCCUGUUCCAGCGACCCCUUAUUUUUUUUAUCGGUUCAUCUCGCCUCAUUUAAGGCACGCUCUGAUAAGCGAUGGCAUGGUACAAGUUCUUCAGGAAGCCGGGGGGCAACCUGGGCAUGUCGUACCAGCCGGGGAGCAUGAUGUCUCUGGCCCCGACCAAAGGACUGCUGAAUGAACCCGGCCAGAACAGCUGCUUCCUCAACAGCGCUGUACAGGUACUUUGGCAUCUGGACAUCUUCAGACGCAGCUUGAGACACCUACCAGGGCAUUUUUGCCUCGGUGAUUCCUGCAUCUUCUGUGCAUUAAAGGGCCUUUUCUCCCAGUUCCAGCAGAGUCGAGAGCGCGCCCUGCCUUCCGACAACCUGCGCCGCGUCUUGGCAGAGACCUUUAAGGAUGAGCAGCGCUUCCAGCUGGGCUUCAUGGACGAUGCCGCCGAGUGCUUUGAAAAUAUUCUGGAGAGGAUCCAUUUGCACAUUGUGCCUGAGGAAACGGAUUCCUGUACUUCCCAGUCUUGUAUCACGCAUCAAAAGUUUGCUAUGGCCCUUUACGAACAGUCUGUGUGCCGUAGCUGUGGCGCUUCCUCCGACCCACUGCCAUUCACAGAACUGGUACAUUACAUCUCCACCACUGCACUUUGUCAACAGGCACAUCAGCGGCGCGAUGAGCCUUUCGGGGAAGUGUUACAAGUAGCAAGUACAAUCGGAGACCUUCGAAAUUGCCCCAGCAACUGCGGACAGAAGAUCAGGAUCAGACGGGUCCUCAUGAACUGCCCGGAAAUYGUGACCAUCGGCUUUGUGUGGGACUCCGAUCAGUCGGAUCACAACGAGGACGUUAUCCGCUCUCUGGGGCCUCAUCUCAGUCUGUCCGCGCUGUUCUACCGGGUCACAGACGAGCGCGCCAAAAAGGCAGAGCUGCUCCUUGUGGGGAUGAUCUGCUACACCAGCCAACACUACUGUGCCUUCGCCUACCACACCAAAUCCUCCAAAUGGGUCUUCUUUGAUGACGCAACCGUGAAAGAGAUUGGUUCCAGGUGGAAAGAUGUGGUCACCAAGUGUAUUAAAGGUCACUUCCAGCCUCUCCUCCUUUUUUACUCCAACCCUGAAGGGAGUGCCAUCGUCACAGAAGAUGCCUCAAAGCCAACCAGCAGCCAGCCUCAACCCAAGACCUCCGUCAAUGGAGAUGUGCAAGUCUCGGAGCCUCACGUUUCUUUACAAAAAAAGCUGGAAUUAACCAAAGAGAAUUUGAAGGCUGUGCUGGGCCACGAUCCUCACAAACAGAAAACGUUGUCUUCGUCUUUAAAAACCACCAUCGCUCCCAAGACUCGCCUCCGAGAUAUCUCCAGAGAAGUUGCCCACCGAGCAGGAGAAAUGCGAGGGAUGCAUUCAUCCAGAAGAGAUGGCCAGCGCAGGGUGGAGCCGCGUCACAAAGAUCCAGGUCAAGACAGGACCUACUCCCGCUCUGCUUCUCCUCCAGAGAACGGCUUCAAACAGCACUUGGAGACCAGACUGUACAGCAGCCAAGGAAAAGGACCCAUUAAGACCGAGCGGACGCCACACCUCAGCAGUCGCCCCGCCCACGAGGUGCCUCGCUCCCACCCGAAGCUCCAACAAGUGUUGCCCAGCGGGCCCACGAUGAGCAGUAGCCAUCAGGGCUGGAGAGUGGACCACCACCAUUCUAACGGAUACGACACCGACAGCAGCCAGGACUCCAGGCAUCGAAACGGAGGGAACGGCCGCAGCAGGCCCAAUAAUCAGUGGAGGCCCACACGGGAGGCGCUGAACGUGGACAGCGUUUUAAACAGCACCGACGCUGGAACUUCAGGAAGAGACGAACGACUGCACCACAGUCCCCGGAGGCGACCCAACAGCCAGUCGCCGACGCGGGAGCGAAACAAGGACUUCACGUGGGGAGGCCGGGAAGAACGCAAACCCAAGAGCCUGAUGACCAUUUACGAAGACGAGCAAAAGCAGGAAACCAGGGGCAGCCGGACCUCGCUGAACUCCGAGGGCCGUGGCAGAUCCAAGAGCUCGGCAACUCUUAAAGUACGCAGUGACAACUGGAAGAUCCAGAGAACAGAGUCUGGGUACGAAAGUAGCGACAGACUCAGCAACGGCUCAGCAAGUCUAGACUCUCCUGUUGUCGAGGGCCUUUCAUCCAAAGACCUCCGGCCCGUACCCGAGCUGCAACCGAUGAGGGAUAAAUUCCCUCAGAGGGAAAGUGACGAUCUGAGGGCUGAAGUCUUGUACUCUGCAUUUUCUAUUCGUGAACAAGGAAGACAUUCUCCAGAUCUACAAGAUCUGUCCAAUCAAUACUUGUCAAGAAAAAACGCCUUUCGAUACACACCUGGACUGUCAGAAAAGAGCGACGACCCGGAUAGCGAACAGGAUGACAGCAGCCCCAUAAGCCCCAUUCCUCCUAUCUUAGCGAAGACCAGCAGUUCUGAGUGGAACAGCUCAGACGACCUCAUUGGACCCUUUUCUGAACAAGAAGAUGCCGGCACUGUUCACGGGGACUCUUUGUCACGCAGCUAUCUCCUUCCUUUACCUAAAAAAACCUUAGGCUCUAAUCUGUCUGGCAUCCACGCCGGACCAACGGCGGCGCCAGCACGGCUGAGCCCCCGUAACGAACCCACGAACGGUUCGCACAACACCCUGCAGAGGUGGCUCGAGACACCCACCGAGCACAGGCUUUCAUCCGACGCUAGCUCCAAGUCGGGCUCAUCGGACCAAGACCGAAACGAUCUGUCAGCCAGUGAAAGCGAUGACAGGUUGCCAAGUCCAAACCCAAGAGCCGGUGACGGUACAGACUCCCCGUCUCAGACCGAGAAGGUCCUCCCCACCACUUUCUUCUCUGUGGAUAGCUGUAUGACGGACACUUACCGGGCCAAAUACCACAAGAAGCCCGGCUUGUACAGGAAAGCAGAGGACCAUACCUCAUCAGGGGAGAGUGACGCUGAAGGGAGGGGUAUCAGCGCGAUGAAGGCUCCGCCCCCUGUGCCUUUGAGAAGCAGAACAGACGCAGGCCGUUCUAAUGCAAAGCCUAUUGCAAAGUGGAACCCAGUUACUCCAAAAGGCCUCGACGAGCAUGGCUUCCUGUGAUCGGAGCGAAGUUUUCGACCAACUUGAAAUGACUGGAUGCCCAUAAGAAGGAGUGCUUCACAUUUUUCUUGUAGCAGAAAGUCAGACAGAACUGUAGGCCAAAGAGAUUGUCCACCGAAGGACAGUUGUCUGUAAUCAUCCAUGAGGCUGCUGAAAGCUUUGAUUUGUAACUUUGCACAGUAGAGCGACACAAGGGUACUAAAAUCUUUUAUUUUUUAUUUUUUGCUAGACUUUUGGAGCUUGGAUAAAAUGUGUAGUUGAAAACAAAAAGUAAAACAUGUUUCGUUCAUAUUUAUUUUCUGCUAUAUCUCAUUCGGUCACUUUUGUUUGUUUUUACUUUUCCCAUUUUCAGUGUUACGAGGUGCYAGUAUCAAAUCUAAAAGUCGUUGGGGUUUUAAAGAAUACAGAAGGUUCUUGGUAUAUCGUGGAAACAUUGUCACCCUUCUAACAUCAAAUUAAUAUCAAUAUUCUGUGUUUAACAUUGUUAUAAAUGAUCUAAAUUCGGAUUUUAGGCUUAUGAGAGGAAUUUCUUUUGUGGUUUACGUGGUAACCGUUAUAAAUUAAGAGUUUUGGUUUAAAACAGACUUGAAGAAAAAUUUAAAAAGUACUUACAGCCUGACACAUUUAGCAAAUGACUUGAUAGCAGUAGGUCUAAGAGGGUUAAAAAUCAUGUUGAACAGUUUUAUUAUGUGGUAGAAACAUGUACAGCACACCUGCUUUUCAUCUGUCCAAGCACUCCCAUUUUGCUUUAUUGUUUUUAACAGUUUWUCUUUAGAAGAACUGGUGAAACAGUUUCUAUGUAAGUACUCGCAGGACUUGAAGUUGUCACAGUGUAACACAUGCAGACUGGGUUUGCUGUUUAUUUGUUUGUUUUCAGUCGGUUAUUGGUUAAAAAAAACUUUGCAGGUGUUCGUCUCGAUGUUUUAUACGUGCAGCAGACUAAUUAAUGCACAGUGCCUUUUGUAUUUUUCUAAGUGAGGCGAAAUGAAGCUGGAUUUGUACAGUUCUUUGAUUUUAAAGAAUUUUUGUAACAUUUAAUUUUAUUUUUAUUAACGGGUUGUAAAUAAAAUGUUUUAUUUAACCUUA